AUGACAUCCACCUAUAUAACAGAAAUUAGGAAGAAGCAGAAGGACUAUCUAAAUUGCCUAUUCAGCAAGUUUGAAAAAUAUUCCAAUGAGAAGGUGCUAACAAAUUUGAUAAACAAAUCGUUAAAUGAAAUUGCGUUGUACCCCUUCCAAGAUGUUAGCGACAACGAAGUCAUAGAUGAUGUGAACGGGUACAUCAAUGAGCUAACAAUUAAUGCUGAAUAUAAGAGGAAAAAAAUAUUCAAACAUUUGUGCGAGAUUUUCCUAAGUGACAAUUUUUAUAUAUAUGAUAGGAAGGAUAGAUACGAGUUGAAAUUCGUUAUUUUAAAAUUAUUAUUUCUGAUUGGGGAAAGCAAAUCAAGUGAGAAUACACAACAAAUUGACCAUCUGUAUGGUAAGUAUUUUCACAAAAAAGAAGAAGAAGAGGAAGAGGAAGUGACCCCCCCUUUGAACAUAAAUGAGCAAAAAGCGCUCUAUGAUAUACACAACUUUAACAUUCAAGAGGAGAACAAAUAUCUUAAAGAGCUAUACAGCACGGAUGAUGAGUUUACGAGAUUGUCAUCCCUCUCUGGAGAAGAGGACAUACAAAUUCGCGACCUUGAAAGGGAUGAUUCUUUACAGUGUGGCUAUCCAAGCAAUGUAUACAACCAGCUAGCUAAUUAUCAUGAUCAACCAGGCGGCCACAGUGGUGAAGAACCCAAUAGCAACCACUUUCACGAAACGCAGUACACCCAAUAUGUAGACAGCUAUAUGAAAAACAAAAAUGAUUUAACAUAUGAAAAUGUCGUCAAAAAAAUUUCGCAGUGUGUUUAUGAAUAUCCCCAUUAUGAAGAUGUGGGGGGUCAGUGGAGACACGAUGUGAGUAGUUCCUUCCAGAGUAGCCAAUCUAUCGGUUGCCUUGACAAUGGGUUGUCGUAUAAUAAUAUGGAGGAACAUGCACAUAAUGCGAAUGUAGGUACUAGUGCAAGAGGAACUCAGUCACAUCGUCGGAUUAGCACUCGUAGCUCUAGCACAACGUCCGAUGAAGACAUACUUGCCAGUUUUAAAAUGAGGCAAAACAAAGGGAAAGAUGCAUCCCACCCACGGAAACCGAGAGAACAAUACUUUUUUAAUAACAUAAACCUUUUCUAUGAGGAAUAUGAUGAAAGCAAAGGGAACGACGCGAACAUUAUAUACGAGACGGAAAUUUACAAUUUGCACAACGUGUUCGCCAGUCAUACGGGACAGGAGGGGCAAGAAGAGGCACCUGAAGAAUUAACCCGUAGGACGAGUAACCCUCGUGAAAACACAUUGGAUGAUAAUUCAUCGGGGUACAUUUACACACAGUGGGGAGAUUCUUCCCGUUAUGUGCACAGAUCGAAUGAGGAGGAACCCGCACAAACGGAUAAUCCACAACAUGGCGGCAACAUCGUCCUUGCCGAUAAAGGGAAUAUUAUAAAGCCUAGAGCAACCACCAAGGGAAGGAAAAAUAAAAGGAAAGGCACAUUUUACGUAAGCGAAAUAUUUAUCAUAAAAGAAAUCUUGAUGAUACUGUCCUUAAAUUGCCCCAUAAAAUUUAAGGAAGACUUUUUUACCAACUUUUCCGAUUUUCUAUUUAAUCACGUAAUGGACAAGAACAAAAUUAAGGAGGAUUUUUUAUUUUACAUAAAUAUAGAAAAACGUGAAAAAGGCAAGGGAAGUGCCCCACAUGGAGGUGUAACGCAAUACCGUGCAGUCAUUAGCCAAAUGAUGAGUGUCAAACAGUACAACCUAAGACGAAGGACGUUUAGAAAUUAUGUGAAGAAAAUAAAAAAAGUUAGUAUCAAAUUAUUUUACCUGAACAUUUUUUUUUUUUUGGUAGAAAAAUUUCGGUAUUUUUUUUUUUUUUUGCCAUACAAUUUGAGGGACAUUUUUAACCAUAUCAUAUAUAUAAGAGAACACCUCAGUCAUAAUGAGGGGAAGAACAGUUUGUCUCUUCUCUUCGAACAGAUGAAUUCAACUGGCAGCAAAGGCAGAGGGAGCAACAUCAACGUGUACUACCCGGGCAAUUUUCUCGAGUGCUUCAUUGAUUCCUUAAAGUGUAUUUAUUCCGAAUGGAUAUGCGUAAUAGAAAUUUUGUACAACUAUCACAUUCUGCUGGUCAUGAAGCAGUACAACAUUGUGCCCCUUAGGGAUGAACAAAUUUUGGAUGUCCUAAACAGGAUGGAUGGAAUACGCCUUAUGGAUUACCUGCGGGUUGACCAUUUUGUGAAUUGGAAGCGUCGUAAAAGGGGAAGACAGCCACACGGGAAGGUACACCCCCGUGGGGUGAUAACCCCAUUUGAUGAGGUCCACACUUGUGAGGAAACAAAAGCAAAUACCUGCUUCCACCAACGCAGAAGCAAGUGGGAAAAUGCAAGAAUACUACUGGAUGAGCAAAAAAUUGCAAACUUCAGAUCGCUCAGUCUUAUCCACCUGCAGGUUAUAAUGAGUAAAUACCUCUACGUGUGGAACAAUCUCUACGACUAUGUGGACUUUAUGUUAUCCUACCUGCUUUAUAACAUCGGUGUGGAUGACUAUACCCAUUUUAAUGCCCUAUAUGACAACGCCAAAAAGUUCUGCAUCUGCUACGAUAUGACAGUACUGUACUGGAGGAACUGCCAAGUUGUAAAUAACAAGUCGCUCGAAAAAAUUUUCCGCUUCAUUCUAAAUGGGCUAAAUGUGUACUACUCGAAACAUAUAAGCAGUUGGAUUAAGAAGGGAAAAAUUGACGAUACGUUUAAUGAAUUUUUUGUGUACUCGCAGGACAGGGGGGAUGAAGGGCCAUUUGCGAAUCAUAUGCUUUUUAUAAAGAAGCAAAGCGAAUUUGUCCUCUGCCCUGAAUUUUUUAACUCCUUUGUUUUUUUCCUAAUAAGUCUCGGAAAUAACAUUCGUUUGUAUAUGAAAAUUAGUCAUGAGAAGGAGGUAGACUACGUUGAUUAUUAUUUGAAGGGGGGCAGGGAGCACCUCCGACUUAAGCGCCUCUCGAAUGGCGAUUAUCUGGAUGGCCUCGGUGAAAUAAUCCCUCCUGACGAAUACAACGGGGGGUGCAACGACGAGUACAGUGAUGAGAUGGAUGAUGAGCGUGAGGACCCGUGUCAUACCCCCAUGCAACCGCCUUAUCGACCCAAACGAUUGCACAAAAACACCCUCAACUAUUAUUACAACAUUGAAAAUUUGAAGCACGUCCAGAAUAUCUCCCUAGACAUCAUCUCGACCCUUUUAACGAUGCGCCCAAAUGAGGAAAACCUCCUGCCCUACUUUAACAAAUCUAUUUUGGCAUUAAAUGUGUCAUACGAUUUGUACAUUAAAAAGUUCCUUCAGGAAGAAUUCUUUCACCUCUUCCUUCAAAGCAAUCGUAUUUUUUUAGAUAGCCUAAUGAAAUAUUCCUAUUUGUUGGAAUAUUUUUGCUGUUUGCGUAGUUUAGUAUUCCUCGAAAUAGCUGAUUUUAUUUCUCCUUUUUUUGAGUUCAUUUUUAAGGAGGUAUCCUUUCCGCUUAUCGACGAGAGGAACAUGAACACGACGUUUAGGCAGUGCGUUGUGCAGAAUGUGAAUAGGCCUACGCCAAACGUGGACGCAUCCAAUUCCUGUGCGUCCUUCUUGCACAAGCGGUUUGCGUUACUCCAUAUGAAUAUACUCAUGCAGAGGAAUUCCCACUGUGAGAAAGGGGAAAGGGAAAAAAUGUGCGAAAUGAAAGAAGGGGACUACAACACAGAUGCAGAACCAGAUCAUCUGCACUGCCUCAACGGUGAAGUGCACACUGAGGAGGAAAAACAACAAGUCCAAAUUACCGACAAGAAUAAAAGUGUCCUCACCAACUUUUCCCCAUACCCCUGGAAUUGCACCCCCCCAGGGGACCCUCCCGCAAUGAUAAAAAUACCAGCCCAAUCUGCAAAAAACGGAACAGUGCAUAGCUACACCGAUGGAAAAGGACAAAAAAAUGCCAAGCAGGAAGAAGCCCAGCAAAGAAGGGAAUCCUCCCUCUGCCAACAGUUGACGAAAAACUUUUACAAAGAAGAAAUUAUAACAAGUAUCUUAAAGAGAUUCUACUUCACCUUAAGGGAAAACAAAAUGUAUAACAACAAUAUGCGUGUUAUAAGCUACAGGAAUUUGCUAAUAGAGACAAGAGGGAGUGGGUCCUCUUUUGUAAAUUUUUUAUUUGAUUCUAAAUGUUUGGAGAAAUAUUCAACGAUAUUUUCCUACUUUCUUGAAAUAAAAAAAUCUUUGCAUGUACUAAAUUUAGUACACAUAUUUUAUAAGUACCUGAGGACAAAGAAAUCAGAACAGUACGAAUCUGUAGAGGCAAUUAUCAUCUCUUUGUGUGUUUUAAAAUAUAAAGUGUUCUUCUUCCUGAACACGCUGUAUACCUACUACCAGUGGAUAUUGAGUUUCUCGUGGAAACAGUUCAUUUCUACUUUAUUAAAAUCGAAGUCGUUGUAUCAGAUAAAACAUAGUCACCAGCAGUACCUAACCUUUCUAAUAGAAACAAUGUUGGUACCGAUACGCACCAGACACGAGGAGCUGCACAAUUUUUACAUAAAUGAGGAACACAGGAAAAAUGUCCUGCUUCAGGAAUAUGAAAGAAAAAAGGUUGUUUUAAAUUAUCACAGGUAUGAGAAUGACCAGGGGGAGGCCGAAUCCGAUACGUAUAAUCUGUGGGGUAGCUCCACUGUUCCUUUAGAACAUACAAACAAUUGCGAUUCUGGAGGGAGGUUCAAUCAAGUGGCCCAUGAUCCGGAUAAGUACAGACGUGAAGGCAAACAACGCGAUAUCGCAGAUGCUACAACAUGGGACAACACCAGCGGCAGUUCCCUACCUCAAGGCUCCCUCGAUAAGCAAUUCCUGUUGAAUGAAUUAUUUUCCAAUAACCUUCUUAACCUAUUAUCCAUUCCUUCCCAAAUUUACGAUAUCCUUCUAAAGGUGAGCAGACUCUUCAAUGUCAGCUUCGACCUAAACUUUGACAACUCGUACGAUAUGGCUUUUCAGAGCGAGCACGAGAUGGAAGAAACGGAAGACUACGAUGAAGAGGACGACCCUGAGGAGGACGAUUACGAUGAAGAAAUAAUGAACGUAAAAAAUGGAAUCCUAAACAGGGGGAACAAUAAAGUAGCAGAAGGGGGAAGGAAAACGCAUCCAAAAAACGGACAUGCAAAAAGUGAUGAGAAUAAUCAUGCAGACAGAGGGCACAUUUUAUUUUCCAUAAACAGUUACAUAAAAUCUCUUGCAAACGUUUUCGAUAUUCACUACUUGGAGUUUGUAAUGAAGUUAAAUAUCAUUUCUUUGAAUGUGGACCAAAAUAGCUUCUUUGGCCCCAAUAGGGAUUCCAGACUGUUUAACCACAUUCUGAGGUUAGACAAGAGCAUCCUGAAAAAGGUAACCAUUUUACAGUGUAUGUUGUCUUUCCACUCGUUUAGCGCUGACCCUGUGGAUGUCGCGUAUAGUCAGCUACGUUAG
Plasmodium coatneyi is the source of this 5448-nucleotide messenger RNA. RefSeq lists its product as uncharacterized. Gene Ontology annotation, biological process: mitotic cell cycle; cytoplasmic microtubule organization; microtubule nucleation. Lineage: Eukaryota; Apicomplexa; Aconoidasida; Haemosporida; Plasmodiidae. Gene Ontology annotation, cellular component: centrosome; gamma-tubulin small complex; equatorial microtubule organizing center. Bases 1 to 5448 code for a protein of 1815 amino acids. The record is from RefSeq and is a predicted model, not a curated record. The transcript has a single exon. Gene Ontology annotation, molecular function: microtubule minus-end binding; gamma-tubulin binding.